AUGCUGUGCAGCGGCGGAUUCAUGUUUGCCAUCUUCACCUCAAGCUCUAUACCUCAGUUCGGCCUUUUUUUAGCCUUUUUAGCCUUAUUUCACUUUUUAGAAUACCUUGCCACUGCUCUAUUCAAUGCCGACAAAUUGUCUUUAGACUCAUACCUUAUCAAUCACAGUGCACAUUAUCAUGCGGCACAUGCUGUUGCCUUGGUUGAAUUUUUGAUAGAAUACUAUUUCUUUCCACAGCACAAAUCAGUAAGGUGGAUCAAUUAUCUUGGUUUAGGACUCGUUAUUUUAGGUCAAAGUUGUAGGACAAUCGCUAUGUUCUCAGCAAGACAUAACUUUUCACAUCAUAUCGUGGACUAUAAAGAGAAAGACCACGUUUUGGUACAGCAUGGCAUUUACAGCAUUAUGCGGCAUCCUUCUUAUUUUGGCUUUUAUUGGUGGGCUAUAGGCGUCCAAGUGCUAUUGUUGAACCCUAUCUGUCUUGUAUUGUUUAUUUAUUGGUUACAUAGAUUCUUUUCUGAACGAAUUGCGUAUGAAGAGCACACAUUACAUCGCUUCUUUGGUCAAGAAUGGCUUCAAUAUAAAUCGAAAACAUCUACUCUAAUGCCAUUCAUCUCUUGA
This is a messenger RNA of Mycotypha africana, 618 nucleotides long. RefSeq names its product Isoprenylcysteine carboxyl methyltransferase family-domain-containing protein. The transcript has 2 exons. Gene Ontology annotation, cellular component: membrane; endoplasmic reticulum. Bases 1 to 618 code for a protein of 205 amino acids. Gene Ontology annotation, molecular function: protein C-terminal S-isoprenylcysteine carboxyl O-methyltransferase activity. The record is from RefSeq and is a predicted model, not a curated record. Gene Ontology annotation, biological process: C-terminal protein methylation. NCBI's taxonomy places the organism in Eukaryota, Fungi, Mucoromycota, Mucoromycetes, Mucorales, Mycotyphaceae.